UUAUGAAUCUAUGCCUUAUUUCGAUAAAUGUCAAAACAAGAUUUCCAAAUUAGUUUUUUUUUUACUUUUUUGAUUAAUUCGCUGUUGAUAAAACUAUAACCAAGUUAAAAUAAUUAGUUUUAUGGUAUUAAUACAAAACGAAAUAAACGAAUCAUUGUGCUUUUAUUUUUAAAGGUCUUAUUUUAAUAUUGGUGUACUAUUUUUGUCCGCUCCCGAUUCAGUGCAUUGAAAUACAUUUGACAUCCAGGAAAAGAUAUUCUUCCUGUGCGUUGGUAUGUAGCAGUGUGUCAGUGUGAUGGUAAUGACGUGCGCGUCAGGCAUGGGCGACGCGGUGCUACGCGAGCGACUGCCAGCUCUGUGGCGCCGCAUCGAAGACGCGCACUACAGCUACUUAGAGACAGAUGACAGUCCGGAAAAAUUGCAGCAAAAAAAGAAACUAGAAGAUUACAUCAUAGAGUACCUGUCAUUAGUGCCUCACGAAUGUAAAUUCGGUUUGGCUGAAACCGGCAAAGUUUUUCAGCGGACUAUAAACGAACUGCCCGAGUUCAGUGCGUAUCGAGCUGGCCUUGGUUGGGCAGCCCUGGCUAGGUAUGCGAGCAAUCUGCUCGCACAACCCUGGAGGAAAGAAUAUAAAGUUAUAAGGUUGUAUUGCGGGUACUACAAACAUGAGGUGGAGGCAAAUAUGGUCGGUGCAGAGACUUUGUUACACGCGAUGGGCUACAAGUUGUCUGGAGCCGGCCGUCUCGCUCUCGACGCACCUGUUUGUCCCGAUAUGGUGGCAGCUAUAUCCAGGGAUGCCAUUAUAGCGCAGUGCGAAUGCCAGAUAAUGUCUCACAUAUGGGAGAGCGUGUGGGGUAAGAGCGUGCGCGUAUCGUGGGCGGACGUGGCCCGGGAGCGGGCGGCUCGCGCUUCUGAUGCUGACACCGCCGCCGCUAGACUCGCAGCCGCGGCCGAUCCGAGAGUCACAAUGCCAUACACUGACGAAGAAUUAAAUACUCAUGAGAGGGUACUCAACCGCAUCACAGAACUGGAACAGGAGCUCAACUUGGCCAAUAAUAAAAUAGAACUACUGCUCGAACAACAAAAAGAACAUGAAGCAGAAUACACCCAAAGUCUUUUUGAAGAACUGGUAGCAUCACCUGGAGGUGCCGAAAUAUACUCCAAUAUACCUGUCACAGUAUCCGACGCGCAUCGCAGUAGACUCGCCGAUAGAUACCACCCUAUGCCUUGCAACCAUCUGUGCCCAGACGAAACGAUCAUAGAGGACCCAAUAACUCCUAUAGUUCAACCAUCGUAUAUGAUGCCACAGACGAUGAUGCCGCCACAAAUGAUGUACCCUAUGCCUCAGCACAUGCAUCCUGAUGUCCCAGUAACGGUCACAAAUCAACCUGUGAUGACUCCGUACGGGGUUCCAUAUUACUAUCCAGUUCAUGCCCCAUAUAUGAUACCAACUCCUAUGUACGCACCGAUAAAGCACGCUACAAAUGUACCCAUAAACGGUUAUCCACCGAUCACCCAGUACAAUAGAUAUCCAUCCGUACCGACCGGUCAGCUGAUUGAACUUGAUACACCAUCGGUUUAUGAGAACGGAAAGUUUGAGAAACACAGAGAUGACGAUAGAGGGCACAGAAGAGUUAGACAACCGGAGAGUUCUAGAAGGAACAGCACGUCGAGAUCGGGUUUUAGCGACGUAUCGUUGCCUAGUUUACCUCGUUCUGAUACUCAACCGGUGCUGAGUAAGGCUAAAGAAGACGGAAUGGGCACUUAUGAGAGUUGGGAUUAUGUGUUCAGGAAUCUAUCGAGCAAAGACCAGGAUGGUGAGAGUCGAAAUCGGUAUUCGCCUUCUUUGGACAGGGAUUCUAGAACGCUGGAUAGGUUAGACAGGGAGGAGAGGCGAGUCAAAUAUCAGCCGACGACGCUAGAUUUAGAAGACGGCUUGCAGGCGUUGAACAUAGAUAGGUCCUAUGAUGAAGACGCGUAUCGAACAGCGAAAGUGAACGAAAAUUUGAUGAGGAUGAAACAGGAGCAGGAGUUGAAGAGAGCGAAGCAACUGGCUAGAAAACAGACGGAAGAGAGAAAAACGAAAAAGCUGGAGUCGAUCGGGAACCCUAAAGCGGAUGCGCUGAUAACUAAUAAAGUAGCACCGGAUAAAGUGAAGUUGCUGACUAAGAAGGAUGUCAAAGAUAGGAAGGAGGUGUUAAAGCAGCAGAAUUCUGUGAACGGUUCGGCUGAGGUGAAACGAGUGAAGAAACCCCCAAAGCUCGUGGCCGCAGAAGCAGAACGGCCUUCCAAGUCCAUGCCUUUAGAAAAUGGACAUAACUCGAAAACAUCUGUUGCUGCUCCAUCGAACUACGAUUUAAAAGCUCAACUGAUAGUAUCCCUAGACGAGACAGAUAACGUGCGUCGCUCACCGCCCAAACAAGCCACAAAUGGCGACAGAACGACUCAAGAGCGAUGGGAGUGCGGCACUUGUACAUACAUAAACAGCAAUGCUAACGUCGCGUGUGAAAUGUGCGGUAAGUCGAAGAAAGGACCGGAGAUUCAGCCAUUAACUUCGGGUGGACGUGAAUGCCCGACAUGUACACUAGUCAAUCAACGUGACGCUACUGAGUGUGACGCGUGUCGCACUAGUUUAGACCACUGUCCGACAUAUAUAUAAGUCGAUAAGAGGCUUCUUAUAAAUCAUUUGGUGCCCGAAAUAUCAAUAUAAAGCCUAACAGUGACUUGUUAAUCGAUUAGUGUUGGAUUAAUUAAUCUACUAGUGUUGCACUUAUUAGUCGACUAGUGUUGGAAUUGUUAGUCGACUAGUAUUGGACUUAUUAGGCUACUAGUAUUGGACUUAUUAGGCGACGAGUAUUGGAGUAAUUAGUCCUCUAAUGUUGGACUGAUUAAUCCAAUCAUUCCGUGUCAGACAGGUUAUAAAACCGAACUGGAAGUCAUCAGUCGACAAUGCUGGACUUAUUCAAGCAUUAGUGUCGACUAGUCGACGACUCGGUCG
Messenger RNA from Diatraea saccharalis (sugarcane borer), 2998 nucleotides. The record is from the annotation of a GenBank genome assembly. NCBI's taxonomy places the organism in Eukaryota, Metazoa, Arthropoda, Insecta, Lepidoptera, Crambidae.